This is a messenger RNA of Arachis ipaensis, 2598 nucleotides long. Lineage: Eukaryota; Viridiplantae; Streptophyta; Magnoliopsida; Fabales; Fabaceae. The record is from RefSeq and is a predicted model, not a curated record.
AGUUGCCACAAACAUUAAGCCAGUUUCAAAACCCUAACCCCCUUCACCGAAUACGCAGCGAGACGCACGUAUUUAUAAACGAAGCAGCCGUAACCUUAUUCACUUCUCUCUUUGCUCCAAAACCCUAAAAUCUAUCAGACGUAGGGUUUUGCAGAGCCUCCAUAACAUCCUUUUUUCUUCCUCCAACUUCGCCGAUUACUCUCUCUUCUCCUCCAACAAUGGCCAAGACUAGCAAGAAAUCAGCUUCCAAAGUUGAGACUGCUCCACCUGUCAAAAAGGGAAAGAGGCAGGCAGAUGAGGAACUUGAGAAGCAAGUUAGUUUAAAGAAACAGAAGAUAGAAGAGGCUGCUCAGAAGCAAAAGAAGGAAGUGAAGGUGCAGAAGAAAAAGGAGGAAAGUAGUUCAGAUGAUUCUUCUUCAGAUUCUGAAGAUGAGAAACCUGCUACCAAAGUUGCUGUUGCUUCAAAGAAGAAGCCUGCUAAGAACGGCACUUUAAGCUCCCCUGCAAAGAAAGCCAAGCCAGCUAGUAGUUCUAGCUCUGAUGAUUCUGCUUCAGAGUCUGAAGAUGAGAAACCUGCAGCAAAGGCUCCUCCAAAAAGUCAGGCUGCAAAAAAUGUUGCUCCAGCUAAGAAAGUCAAGCCAGCUUCCUCUUCAAGUUCUGAAUCGUCAGAUGAUGACUCCGAUGAGGAUGAAGUGCCCAAAUCCAAGGUGCUGCCUGCUGUGGUUAAGAAUGGAUCUGCUUCUGCAAAGAAACCAAGUGAAAGCUCCGAGUCUGAGGACAGCGGCUCUGAGGAGGAAAAGAAAGCAAAAUCAACCAAAAAGGUGCCUGCUAAGAAGGUUGAAACAGAGUCAUCCUCUGAUAGUAGCUCUGAUGAAGAAGAUAAGAAAAAACCUGUAGCCAAAUCAUCUGCAGUUCCAAGUAAGAAAGUUGAGACAACUGAAAGUUCAGAUGAUGAUUCAAGUGAAAGCUCUGAUGAAGAAGAAAAUGGUGCAAAACCGACUGCAAAUGCGGCAUCCAAGCCUUCUGCUAUAGCUAAGAAGAAUGAUGACAGUGACAGUUCAGAUUCUGAUGAUAGCAGCUCCAAAGAUGAGAAGAAAACUGCUCCCAAGACUGUUUCCAAUGCCAAGUCAGCACCUGAGCCAAAGCCUGCCAAGAAGUCUAGUAGUUCUAGUGAGAGUGAGUCGGAUGAGGAAGAGGUUAGUUGGUUUAUUCUUGAUUCCCAUAUUUACUUGUUAAUGUUUUGUCCUUUUACAUUAAAUGUGUUUCCAAUCUUAAUUUACAGGACUCAUCUGAUAGUGAAUCUGAGGAUGAAAAGAAAACGGCUAAAAGCUCCGGUCAGGGAAAAAUGGAUGUUGAUGAAGAAGAGAGCUCUGAUGAAAGUGAUGAUGAGCCAAAAAAAGCCUGUGAAAGUUUCAAAAGAAAGCAGUGAUAGUUCGGAUGACAGUGAUGAGGAAGAAGAGAAACCUUCUAAAACUCCUCAGAAAAGUGCUAAGGAUGUGGAGAUGGUUGAUGCUGACUCAGCAAAGAAAGUUCCUAAAACCCCUUCUACACCUAGUGCUGCAACAGGUGGAUCAAAGACACUAUUUGUUGGAAAUCUGUCAUUUAGUGUGCAACGAUCUGACGUUGAGGAGUUUUUCAAAGAUUGUGGAGAAGUUGUUGAUGUUCGUUUUUCUGUUGACGAUACUGGGAGGUUUAAAGGAUUUGGACAUGUUGAGUUUGCUACUGCAGAGGCAGCACAAAGUGCUCUUGAAUUGAAUGAGCAUGAGUUGUUGAAUCGUCCUGUUAGGCUUGAUUUAGCUCGUGAAAGAGGUGCAUAUACCCCUGGUGGCAGCAAUUCCUUCCAGAAAGGUGGUCAGCGUCAAACUGGCCAAACUAUAUACAUAAGGGGUUUUGAUAAAUCUCUUGGAGAAGAAGAGGUAAGAGCUAGCCUAAAUGAGCAUUUUGGUGCCUGCGGGGAGAUCUCGAGGGUGUCAAUCCCAAAAGAUUUCGAGUCUGGAUAUCCUAAAGGUUUUGCCUAUAUCGACUUCAAGGAUUCUUCUAGCAUGAAAAAAGCUCUAGAACUCAAUGAAACUGAACUUGCUGGUGGUUAUUACCUCUCAGUUGAAGAAGCCAAACCUAGAGAUGGCUUUGGUUCAGGUGGUGGAAGAGGUGGCGGUCGAUUUGGAGGUAGGAGUAAUGAAGGUGGUCGAUUUGGAGGAAGGAGUGGUGGUGGCCGAUUUGGUGGUGGAAGGGGUGGUAGUGAUCGAGGCAGAGGUGGUCGAGGAAGAGGUGGGGGAAGGGGUUUUGGAAAUAAACCGACAUUUGCUGCAGAAGGAAAAAAGACCACAUUUGCCGAUGACGACUAGAGUGGUGGAUUUGGAAGAAGUUUACUAUAUUUAGUUACCGUAAUUUAUUAUUCAGCUGUUUUGCCCUUCAAUUUUGUUUUACUAAGAUGAAUUCGCAGAAAUCCAGUGUACCGAAAAAGUUGUUUUAAGGGGUGGUCCAGUACGUGUCUGAUUAACAUUUUUGUAUGCUUGCGUGAUCCCGAUUAGUCAUGUAGAGAACUCUUUAUUAUAUAAUUAUAAUAUUUUUAAUGACAAUAUUUCAUGUUGAGGAAAA